This is a messenger RNA of Vespula vulgaris, 4154 nucleotides long. RefSeq lists its product as uncharacterized. Gene Ontology annotation, molecular function: 2 iron, 2 sulfur cluster binding; iron ion binding; FAD binding. The record is from RefSeq and is a predicted model, not a curated record. The transcript has 25 exons. Lineage: Eukaryota; Metazoa; Arthropoda; Insecta; Hymenoptera; Vespidae. The coding region runs from base 210 to 4004 and encodes 1264 amino acids.
AUCAGAGAUAGUUACAAUCCUUCCGUCAGUUUAGUCGAGUGAAUCAAAGAGCGAAACGAAAAAUUAACUUUUCAAGAAGUUUCAUAUAAUCAUAGAUAUACACAAAUACAUUGAUAUUUUAUAAAUAAGUUUUGGCUUUAAAAAAAACUUUCAUGUUUGAGAAGUGAAAAGAUUUAUUAUUGGCUUCAUCUAUCAAAUUCUUGAUAACUAUGGCACCGACAGCUGACACAUUUGGGGACACCAAAUCUACUGUUGACUUGACGAUUAAUGGUACACCAUACACAGUAUCCGAAGAUGUUCCGGCAGAUACAUCUCUAAACGUUUUUAUUCGUGAUCAUGCGAAAUUACGAGGUACAAAAUCCAUGUGUCUUGAGGGUGGUUGUGGUGCUUGUAUUGUUGCUGCAACAGUAAAAGGACAAACCAUGGCAGUGAAUUCUUGUCUUGUACCUAUUUUUAUAUGUAACGGAUGGGCAAUUGAAACUAUCGAAGGUAUAGGCAAUAGAAUGAAGGGAUAUCAUCCCAUGCAAGCAGCCUUAGCAGACAUGAAUGGAUCACAAUGCGGAUAUUGUUCAUCUGGCAUGGUCAUGAAUCUUUACAGUCUUUUGAAGGAUAAGAAACAAACAAUGAAAGAAAUCGAGAAUUCAUUUGGUAGUAACAUUUGCCGAUGCACAGGUUACAGACCAAUUUUAGAUGCAUUCAAAUCUUUUGCUUCUGAUGCACCACCUAAGUUAGUGAAAGCCAUUCAAGACAUCGAAGAAGCUUAUAAAAUAAAAAAAUGUCCAAAAAAUGGAUUGCCUUGCUUAAAUGGACAAUCUUGUGGUCUAGAAUUCUCAACACCUGUCUCAAUGAAAUUAGAGGACGCAGAUUUUCACAAAGUACUUUCGGUGGACCAUCUCUUCUCGAUGUUUCAAACAUAUCCGAAUUCUACUUAUAUACUGAAUGGUGGAAAUACUGCUCAUGGUGUUUAUCGAAUUGAAAAACCAGAUAUUUACAUUGACAUAAACGAUAUUCCCGAUUUGCGUCGAAUAGAAAAAUCUGAAAAUCAUUUGACACUUGGUAGCAAUGUGUCUCUUACAGUGGCAAUGAAAACAUUUGAAAAAUAUUCGAAGGAUAAGGGCUUUGAAUACUUACGUCAUUUGGCUCAUCAUAUCGAUCUAAUCGCAAGUGUGCCAGUCCGUAACAUCGGUACCAUCGCUGGUAAUCUCAUGAUCAAACAUAAACAUCAUGAAUUUCCAUCGGACUUGUUCCUCAUGUUUCAAACUGCUGGUGCACGCAUACACAUACUCGAAAGUCCUGGAAAUAAGAUCGAGAUGACUUUGCUAGAAUUUCUUGAAAGUGAUAUGAAACACAAGAUUAUAUACAGUGUUGUCCUUCCACAUCUCGACAGCUCUUACGAAUUUAGAUCUUACAAGAUCAUGCCAAGAGCUCAAAACGCGCAUGCUCACAUUAACGCUGGUUUCUUAUUCAAAUUGGAUGGAAUAGGAAAAGUUAUGGAGAAGCCUAACAUUAUAAUCGGUGGAAUUAGAGAUGAUUUUAUGCAUGCAAAUAAAACUCAAGAUUUUCUUGUUAACAAAUCGAUAUUCGAUAAGAACGUUGUCAAAUCUGCUAUUGAUACAUUGGACAAAGAAUUAAAUCCAAAUCACGUUUUACCUGAUUAUUCGCCAGAAUUUAGGAAAACUUUGGCCGAAGGAUUAUUUUACAAGUUUAUAUUAAGUAUAAGACCACAGAACAUCGAUCCAAAACUUCGAAGUGGUGGAACAAUUUUAGAACGUGAAUUAUCAUCAGCUAAACAUGAUUUCGAUACUGAUAAAAACAUAUGGCCAUUGAACAAACCUAUUACAAAAAGGGAAGCCAUUUAUCAAACUUCAGGAGAAGGACAAUACGUAAAUGAUAUAAUGCCUUUGAAGGAUGAAGUUUUCUGUGCUUUCGUUGUCACUGAAGUAGCUAAUGGUAAAAUCGAAAAUAUUGAUGCAUCGAAAGCUUUGGAAAUGAAAGGAGUGGUAGCUUUCUUUACAGCAAAAGAUAUUCCUGGAAAGAAUAUAUUCAUCUCAGGUUCUAGCAAUCUGAUGAUGCUCAAUGAAGAUGAAAUGCUAUUUGCGGAUAGUACAAUAUUAUACGCUGGACAACCAGUUGGUAUAAUAGUUGCAACAACUAAUACUGUUGCAAACGAAGCUGUGAAGAAAGUAAAAGUAACAUAUACCGAUGCAUUGAAAACAAAACCAGUAUUAACCAUCGACGACGCUUUAGCUACUAAUGAUAAAUCCAGGUUAUUCCAAACUGCACAUAAUCCUGCAAAAGAUAAAGGUAAAAACACGAAACAAGUUAUCAAUGGCUCGUUCUCUUGCGGUUUUCAAUAUCAUUAUACCAUGGAAACUCAAUCUUGCGUUUGUAUUCCAACCGAGGAUGGGAUGGAUGUUUACCCAGCAAGUCAAUGGAUGGAUCUUAUUCAAGUUUCAAUUGCUGAAUGCCUUGGAAUUAAAAAUAAUAGCAUCAACGUCAACGUGAGACGUUUGGGUGGUGCGUACGGAGCAAAAAUUUCACGAUCAGCUCAAAUAGCCUGUGCGUGUGCUCUUGCAUCUCAUAAACUUAAUCGACCAGCAAGAUUCAUUUUGUCGAUUGAAAGUAAUAUGAUAAGCGUCGGCAAGAGAUAUUCCACUAAACAGGAAUACGAAGUUGGUGUAAACAAUAAUGGACGUAUACAGUAUUUGAAUUCAACACAUUGGGGUAAUGCCGGCUGUAGUUUUAAUGAGUUGCAUGCACCAGUUGUAUUGCAUCAUAUGGGAAGCUGUUACGAUCCUAGUCGAUGGUCCUGUGAUGGUUUCGAAGUUAAAACGGAUCUCCCAUCCAACACUUAUUGUAGAGCACCAGGAUCUACGGAAGGUAUCAGCAUGAUAGAGAACAUAAUGGAACAUAUAGCUGCAAAAGUAAACAAAGAUCCUCUUGAAGUUAAAUUGAUAAAUAUGAACCCAGAGGAUAAGGGUGUGUUGGAACCCUUGAUAGAAGAUUUGAAGAAAUCUGCUGAUUAUGAUUCGAGAAAGAGAGCAGUCGAGAUGUUUAAUAAUGAAAAUCGUUGGAAAAAAAAAGGAAUGGCUUUGGUACCAAUGAAAUAUCCUCUCAUGUAUUGGGGACAAUUUAAUGCUAUGGUUACCAUUUAUGCACGUGAUGGAACUGUUUCCAUUUCUCAUGGUGGAACCGAAUGUGGACAGGGCAUUCACACCAAGAUCUCUCAAGUAGCAGCAUACAUUCUAGGUAUAGAUCUAGAACUUGUUAAAGUCAGACCAAGUGAUAAUUUUACUGCGCCUAACAAUUCCGUCACAGGUGGUAGUAUCACUAGCGAAUCUUGUGCUUAUGCAACCAUGAUGGCCUGCAAAGAACUUUUAUCAAGAUUAGAACCUAUCAGAAAAGAAUUAAACAAGCCAACUUGGCAGGAAUUAGUUAUGGCAGCGUAUGUGAAGGACGUUGAUUUGUGUGCUCGUUACAUGUUUACAUCAAAAGACGUAACGCCUUAUAACAUUUAUGGUGUAACCAUCGCAGAGGUUGAAGUUGAUAUGCUUACAGGACAACAUCUUGUACAAAGAGUUGAUCUGAUAGAAGAUACUGGUGUCAGUCUUAAUCCUGAAAUUGACUUGGGUCAAGUUGAAGGUGGUUUUAUUAUGGGAAUGGGAUAUUGGACUUCUGAAGAUUUGAUUUACGAUCCUAAAACUGGCGCAUUAACGAAUUAUAGAACUUGGAAUUACAAACCUCCUGGAGCUAAAGAUAUUCCAGUUGACUUCAGAGUUUCGUUUAGAAGGAAUACACCGAAUCGAUCAGGUGUAUUAAGGUCUAAAGCAACUGGCGAACCUCCAUUAUGUAUGGCUUUUGUAAUUCCUCUUGCUAUUCGCCAAGCUUUAAAUGCUGCAAGAUUAGAAUCUGGAAAAUCUGACUGGUACCAACUAGAUGGUCCUGUUACUACGGAAAAAAUUCUUCUCUCAAGUCUAACUAAUAAAGAGUUAAUGACGCUGUAAAUUUAAUAGUAGUAGCAACAGAAAAUACAAAAUAAAAUAGUAAUAUUUUUAAAUAUAGAGAAUAUAUAUAGAUAAUAAUUUUUACAUUUAUAUACAAGCUGUAAUAUUAAAAUGGAACAAUAAAGUUUUGAACAGGGUGUAUAUAUUCAA